CUUCGCCAUCCGCCAUCCGCCAUCCCCCCCCGUCAAAACACCCAAAACCCAGGCACACGACAUUUGAAACAUUCACAUCUUCGCCACAACAACAACACAACUACGACACCACAACACCCUGAAUCCCCGAUAUCUCCCUCCUGUACAACCAAACAACCAAACAAUUAUAUCGAACCUUGUCGCCGCCUAUCUAAUAUAAAACCUUUCGACAACAUAUCAGCGACAAAAUAGUACGACAAAUUACCGACGUAAUCACACACUCACUCAGUCGUCCCACCACCCGGAGAUCACACCAGACAAGGAUCAAGCCGGUGCGCCGCAUUACGUUGGGAAGGGAAAGUCGACUUUCCGUACGUUCGGGAAAAUAGGCCGUUGCGACAGACACAGGAAAGGAAAGUCCAUCAUCAUCAACCGACGACCACAACAACAACAACAGCAGCAACACAACAUCCCAUUGCGCCUCAGUCAAGAAUCGAAGAGACGGCGACAAAACACUCACUCUUGUACACUUUAUCGACAAGUUUACGGAGAAUACUUUCGCUGUACACCAUCUAUCUGUACAUCGUCUAUCUGUACCUCCUUACCGCUCGACAAUCUCACACCGUUUCCAACGCGCACUGUCCCUUUUUCGUCCAGGGAAGGAGAUCUUGUAUGCAUAGUCCUGUAUACAUAGCACGCCCAAAGUUACAAACUUGAUCAUCCCAGCAUCAAAAAAACAACCCUUGUGUCAUCCAUCAGAUAUCACACUCCUCCCUCCAAAACUCGCGCGCCUUCCUGCAUUCCGGAGGUGGCAACUCGCAUCCCAACCACCACCAUCGAACAAACCCAACCCCGUCAAACGAACCCCAGGCAACCAAACACCCCCUGUUGCAUCCAAUAACAUCCCCGACAUCUUCAACACCAGACUACUGAAAAAAACACCACUACCAAGCUGUACUAUACCUGUACAGUACUUAACCUGAAAAGGGAUAAUACUUCAACUACAUCACCCCAGUUAGCACCACCUGCCCUGCGCCGAAGGGGAAAAUCCGAGCGUGCAACGUGCAGCCAACCCCAGCAAACCAAGGACGGACCAGCACCCAAGCUGCAACAAACAGAGCGCAUCCCUCCCCUUCGCCUGCAAUUGUCGCAAACAAACUUUCCAGACACCUCUCUCCCUCCGCCACCAAACCCCUCUCACAACCUCUCUCUCUCUCUCGACCCUUCGAAAUAAGAGACUCACGAAACGACUCUUCCCCAUGCGCUCCGCAGCACCCGAGAAAGCCGUCAAGAUGCCCUAUAACACUCGUCGGAAAUCGCUGUCGCUGCCGUCGCUAGGCAUCCACCUCCCCGUCACACACGCCUCGAGAGCUGCUGCGGCCGCCGCGGCAGCAAACCGCUCACCGCCUUCGUCGACAGCGCCGUCCGACCAGCCGCCGCUCAAAAAAUUAAAACAGUCGCACGCCUCAUCAGCAUCAUCAUCAUCAUCAGCAUCGUCGAAACCACAGUCGCAUAUGUCGCCACCGUCGAAACCGGAACCAGCAGCGAAGAGCAUACUGAAGUACGAGCAUACGCCGCCGCCGUCGCCGGAGGCGGAUGCGGUGGACGAUGAGGGCGCGCCGAGACGGGAGAUCGAUUUGGAGGGCAUCAAUGAUGAUAUUGUCGAGGCGGUUAUUGUACAAUUACAACGGACAGCGAACAGGCCGCACCUGGUCAAGGAGCUGGCCGCCAUCCUGUCGACCUCGGUAAAGAUAGUAGAGACAUCCGCGAACCCGUCAGCAAUCAUAUCCUCCCGCCUCUCUACAUACCUCAAGCGAUCCUGCUGGUCGGCACUCGCGCCCUGCCCCCUCGCAAAGGAACUCGAGACCGUUCACCCGCGCCGCACCUACUUCUACCUCACCACCUACCGCCACCAACCCAUCCCCUCCCCUUCCGCCGCCGCCUCCACCUCCGCCACCUCCUUCCCUCAACGCUCCAUCAUCUCUCCCUCCCUCUCCUCCACCGAAUCCCGCUCCGAAGACGACGUCGACGCCGAGCGCCGCCGCCAACUCUCCCCCUCCCCCGAAGUCGACCUCUCGUCCCCUGAACUCGACGAUGUCGGGUCCUCCGACUCCAACGGCUCCGUCGCGCCGCCUACGCCGAGCGGAUCCUUCUCGGGACGUCUGACGAGCGAUGCGCGGGCCGGGUUGGCGCGGAAUCAUCGCGCUUCGUCGCCGCCGUUGGAGAAGGACGAGAAGGAGUUUACACAGACGGCGAGGGGGAUGCAGAGGAGACAGCUUCUGAGUGAGAAGCUGAGGGAGGGCGCCGCUGCGGCGUCGCAUAUUCCGUCUUUCUCGUUCUCGGGGGAGGUGAAGAUUAUGGAUUUGGAUGGCGAUGGGGAUUUGUUCGGCGACCAUGAGCAUCAUGGAAGAGGCGGCAAUGGGGUGUUGCACGGCUUCGUGAGCAGCCCGGCGAUGAAACCGGUGGGUGGCGUGAUGGCUGGGAUGAUGCCAUUACUGUCUUCCCCGGCGUCGAUGUCGGUGUUGAAGAGGCCGUUUGAGGAUGUGGAGGAGGUGUGGAGCAGGGAUGAGAUGGAGUGGGAUUCGAGGAGUCCGGAGAAUAUCGAUCUGGAUGAGUUGGAUGGGAUGUUUGAUUGCUUCGAGUAAAUGAGGAUGUGGUUUUGAGCGUGGAGAUUUUCACUUCUUGGAGAGAGAGUGCCCGACCCGUCUAACGACGACGGGAUCGGGCACAGACGACGACGAGCGCCCGUUAUUUUUUGGGCUUUGCUGGUCUGGCUUUGCUUUUGCUUAAGCGGCUGCCUGGCAACGUCGAUUUUUACAAUUUUGGUGGAAGAGAAGGGAGAGAUCCUUUGUGCUUUUCACGGCCUUUUUUUACGGACGGACGGACCCGAUGUUGGCGAUUACUACUAGUGCUUCUCUUGUUUGCUUUAGAACGAAACAAAAACGGCAGGAACGAUACGGAACUCAAAAAAGUUUAUGGGCGGAGAAGGCACGAUUCUGGUUUUUUUUACAAAGAAAAGAAGGAAAGAGCGAUGGAGAUGGGGUGGUCGCGCUUGCUCUUUCUGUUUUUCACUACUCUCCGACUCUGGCGCAAGAUAUAUGGGUGGAUGGAUGUUCUGCCGUCAUUUUUUUGGUCGCUACUCCUCUUCACUGCGCUACUACACACAACCCUCCUCUUUUUUACUCCUCAUCACUUGUCACUUGCUCUGUUUUUUGGUUUGCUUUUUUUGCUUUUUUGCUAGCGAGUUUUUGUUUUGCUGUUAUCUUUUUGCUGGAGACGGGAGAUUGAUUACAGAUGAGAGAGAGGGAGGGAGCUCACUGCUCGAAAGAUUUGAAAGAGGAACUUUGUAUAUAUUAUGUAAUCUUGAGAGUUGGGUGGUGUCCUUUUUUCGCGGUGGAUGGGGAUAGGGAAUGAAGAGAUAAGACGAGGGAGCUGAAGAGAAGAAUGGGAGGGGGAGAAAGGAGAGCAG
Messenger RNA from Pseudogymnoascus verrucosus, 3448 nucleotides. RefSeq lists its product as uncharacterized. The transcript has 2 exons. The record is from RefSeq and is a predicted model, not a curated record. The coding region runs from base 1239 to 2624 and encodes 461 amino acids. Lineage: Eukaryota; Fungi; Ascomycota; Leotiomycetes; Thelebolales; Thelebolaceae.